Pocillopora damicornis (cauliflower coral) is the source of this 2498-nucleotide messenger RNA. Its product is annotated as potassium voltage-gated channel subfamily A member 1. NCBI's taxonomy places the organism in Eukaryota, Metazoa, Cnidaria, Anthozoa, Scleractinia, Pocilloporidae. The record is from RefSeq and is a predicted model, not a curated record. Gene Ontology annotation, biological process: protein homooligomerization; potassium ion transmembrane transport; action potential. Gene Ontology annotation, cellular component: voltage-gated potassium channel complex; membrane. Gene Ontology annotation, molecular function: delayed rectifier potassium channel activity; protein binding.
GAGAACAUCUAUCAUGUCAACAACUAUGUGUUUAAGCGUAAACAAAUGAGUUGCUGAUAGUCAAGGGUAAAAAACACAUGUUUCGCUGUUUUCUGAGUAGCACGUCUAUCUUUUACAUUUUAUGCAAAAAUCAUAAAUAAUUUUGAUAAUCGGUGAAACUUGGUUUUUUAUAAGAGAAGCAAUUUAACCCCAAGUGGCAAAGCAGAUGUCUUUAGGCAUUAGUUAAUUGUCCUAGCACCCCUUCAUCGCCAGAAAUAUCCACAAAAUCUGUCAUUCCGUCGAUCUCGCGCAGCUAAAAUUAUCAAGUUAUUUGCCUGUCACAUUUUUUUCAUUUUGAACUCUAACUUAGGAUACGUGAUCAUGCGUCGGAAAUUUUAAAUUAUUUAUUGUAGCUUAAAGUAACUAUUGAAGUAUAUUUACAUUGUAAUUCGCGGGUAAACUCUCACUGGGAAGAAAUUCGCCACAAAGUGAGUUCUUGUCUUCGAGCGAGAAAUAAAUCGCUAAUUAAUCGACACGGACAACACGAAACGGAUUUUCGGCGAGACAGUAUAUGAAGACAUCGCUCACCUGAGGUGUUUCUCGAGGUUGGAGUCAAUUUUAAGAGCGGCACCUUCGUUAAAAUUCAGACUGCAAAGUAACAGCAUAAGAAUAAUAUUAUUGAAAGACAAACGGCGCAAUUGAACGUGUAAGGCAAACAGCCCGCGGAGUGAACCGUAAGAAUCAUGGUACAAUGACUUCAAACGCUACUUUCUCGAUGACAAAGAAAGAAAGUUCCGCCAGUUCAAGAAUUAGGAUCAACGUAAGCGGAACAAUGUUUGAAACUUUAGAAGAAACCUUGUCGAGGUACCCAGACACUCUUUUAGGAUGUCCAAAGAAGCGUGUUCAAUAUUUUGAUAAAAGAAAUGACGAAUACUUUUUCAACCGAAACAGACUGGCUUUCGAUGCGAUUCUGUUUUAUUAUCAGUCGUAUGGGAGACUAGUUAGACCCGACAUGGUGCCUGAGAAUGUUUUUAUCGAUGAGGUACGUUUCUUCCAAAUUCGAAGCUCUUACACUUCUACUCGAGAUAAAAUCGAGCGUGCUCUUUUAGGAAAAGACGAGGAUUUACCACAAAACCUCAUACAACGUAAGAUAUGGCUGUUGUUUUCAAAUCCCGAAUCAUCAUACGCAGCAAGAGUUCUGGCAGUUUUAUCUGUUAUUAUCAUUCUUCUUUCGGUCGUUAUACCAUGUUUUGAGUCGUCAUCUGGGGGCAUCAACUCUUUAAACAACAAUAGGAGCACGUUUUUCUCGUCCUUGGAGAUGGCCUGUUAUAUUUGGUUUACCUUCGAGUUAGUGGUUCGUUUUUGCAGCGCACCUCAUAAACUGCGGUUUUUUCGCUCAAUGCUUAACAUCGUUGACAUAAUCAGCGUCGUUCCGUACUAUGUUCUUCUAACAAUGCAAAACACUCGUGCACCGUUAUCGGUGCUGCGCGCGGCAAGAAUGCUGCGUGUUUUACGGAUAUUCAAACUUUCCCGCUACUCCAGUGGUAUGCGGAUAUUGAUAUUUACGUUUUAUACGAGUAUGAAAGAGUUGGGAAUGUUUUUUAUCUUCAUCUCCAUCAGUGUCGUCGUAUCAUCGAGCGCAGCGUACUACGCCGAGACUGGUUGCGAAAAAUGCGCUUUUACGAGCAUCCCUGACGCGUUUUGGUGGGCGGUAAACACGAUUACAACGGUGGGUUACGGCGAUCAGUACCCGCUGACAGCCUCUGGUAAAAUGGUGGGUUGUUUGCUGACCGUGUUUGGUGUUUUAAUCAUUGCUCUUCCAGUUUUCCUCUUUGUCGCAAACUUCAACAAAGUUAUGAACGCCAACAUGGCGGCAAUUGACCGCGCUGGAGAAAAAGAACGCUGAAGUCAACUGAACCCAUUGAAACUCUAAGUGUGCACUGAAAUGGCUUUCUCCGAUUGCUUGCCGAAUUUUGUAUCACGCGAAGUACCUUUAGCAAAGUAAAACAAAUUCUGCUACCAUUUUGCACAUGAAUUGUGCAAAUAUUUUCUUUGUAUUUAAGCGCUUGUAUCGAUUACCAUUUGUUACUUUAAUGUUCUUCAAGUUCCUUCGAUAAUAGAAACUAUGACUAAUGUCAGAGCCACCCGCUAAAAGGUUUUUAUCAAUUUUCCUUAAUCAAAAUGAUGUCCAUGUUUGUGUUACCAACGCAAAAAUAUGACUAAUCUCUUUUUUCAGGCAGAUUAUUGAAAACCUGUUUGAAAAUAAGAUGGAUUAAUUGAUUGCUUGAAAAGGAUUUUAGCUAGUGUAAGGGCAAUUCUUUCUGUUUAGUAAAAGAAAAUGUUUCUAUCGGAAACUGUAUUUAGGUAAUCAAUCAAGCUGUCUUAUUUGUAAACAGCUUUUAAAUAAUCUUCCUGAAAAUUGGAAACAUUAGUCACUGCAUAAAAUCCUUGAUUAUUGUAAACGGACUAAAAUUAAUUUUAAUUUUUUUCAAAUAAAGCUUGCGAUUUUACCCCAUGAA